AUGGCCCUGCACAAGAAUUACAGCAUUGUUGCUGUUACUGUCAUUGCUGCUGUUGCUCUUGUUGGAACAUUAGGAGCAGUUCCCAUCUCUGAAAAAGCAGCACCCGAUGUGGGGAAGAAGUACCACCUUCAUAAGGACGUCAAGAGAGAGAAUGAGAAUGUCCAGGUAAAUGUCGAAGACAAUGUCACCGUGUACAACGUCAAGGAUGAGCAGUUCGAGGUUGCUAUGAACAGCUCAAGGAACAUAGUAGAAAAUACGUCAGGUGAAGAAGAUGGCAAUGAUGAUGAUGAGCUGAUGACCUUCUUUGUCAAUGCUUCCCCGAUCAAGAACAAAACAUUCCUGAAUCCCAGUGUUCAGGAAUUCUGCAGGGAUCUUGAUGCAUACUGGCUCAUUCAGAUGGACAACAAUACUCUAGAUGGCGCCAACACGCACUACCCAGCAGAUGGUGAUCACGAUCGCGAGAAACGCAGCCCCUGCAGUAAUAAUGUUAACAUUU
This is a messenger RNA of Lingula anatina, 496 nucleotides long. RefSeq names its product leukocyte cell-derived chemotaxin 1-like. The record is from RefSeq and is a predicted model, not a curated record. Lineage: Eukaryota; Metazoa; Brachiopoda; Lingulata; Lingulida; Lingulidae.